AUGUCAAGCACAUACAACGUGGUUGUCAUCGGUGCAGGCGAGAUCAACUUUGGCUCGCCCGAAGGUCCAUGGAACCAUUCGGCAAGGCUAGAACAUAUCUUCAAAGACAGCACUAUUGCCCUUCGCUUCCUCGUUCUGGUAGAUCCAAGCGUUGAACGUGCUGUUCAGCGGAUCAGAGCGAAGCAAGCGUCAGUAGAUAUUGGCUGCAGAUCAGCCUGGGGACCUACCGCAGUGUGCGCAAGCAUUGCAGAGGCCGCCUCGUAUCUGGCCACAAAGGGCGAGCAAGACGUCGACCUGGUGAUCCUGGGCUGCCCGCCGCACUUUAGGGGCACGCUGGAACAAGGCAAGAGGGCUGAUGUCGAGAUGCUGGAGCACCUGCCCCAAGCAAGAGCAUACCUUGUCGAGAAGCCUGUAGCGGCUGUCAAUCCAUUUGUGGACAACGACGGUGACGAGGUCGCUCGACGAUUCGAAGCCACGUCAAGCUUAUGCAGCGUCGGAUACAUGCUGCGAUACAACAAGGCGAUCCUCAAGAUCCGCGAGACGCUGAAGGUCAAUGGUCUGACACCUACAUGCAUCAAUGCAAGGUACUUCAUGGCCUACGAGCACGCCCGCAAGCUAGAUUGGUGGAACAAGUCGCGAUCCUGCGGACCGGUGGUAGAGCAGGCUACGCACUUUAUCGACCUGAUCCGAUUUCUCGCUGGUGAAGAGAACGAGGCAUUGCUAGACACUGUCAAAGCAACCACCGUCACGCACAACGAGACAGUGGGAACGCUAUCAAAACUUGGAUUCGACGAGUCUGUGAUACCAUCUGAAGAGAGAGUACCAAGGAUCACGAGCGCCUUUUGGAAGCAUGAAAAGGGCACGAUCGGGUCCCUUACGCACGGCAUCACUCUGCACGGCACCACAUACGACACAGAGAUCGAGGUGCUCGCUGAUGGAUGGAUCCUACGAGUACGCAAUGCGUACGAUCCAGUCUCAACAUUGGCGAUACGACGCCCAGGCCAGGCAGAGGAAGAGAUCAUAAAGAUCAAGGACGAUCCCUUCCUGAGCGAGUUCGAGUGCUUGACACGAGCUACGCAGCCAGGAAUUGCCGAGAUGAAGGGUGGAGAGGAUGUGCCGACCGAGCCGCUUAGUUCUUUUGCGGAUGCACUCAAGACAUACAAGCUAUCAUGGAAGAUCCGGCUGGCUGCCGAAGAAGAUGCUGCUACAUCGAGAUGA
Pseudozyma hubeiensis SY62 is the source of this 1218-nucleotide messenger RNA. Its product is annotated as NAD binding dehydrogenase. The record is from RefSeq and is a predicted model, not a curated record. NCBI's taxonomy places the organism in Eukaryota, Fungi, Basidiomycota, Ustilaginomycetes, Ustilaginales, Ustilaginaceae. The coding region runs from base 1 to 1218 and encodes 405 amino acids. The transcript is spliced from 4 exons.